Molecule: messenger RNA, 438 nt
Organism: Paramacrobiotus metropolitanus
Lineage: Eukaryota; Metazoa; Tardigrada; Eutardigrada; Parachela; Macrobiotidae
Exons: 1
Coding region: 1-438 (145 amino acids)
Source: RefSeq, a predicted model, not a curated record
AUGUCUUCCAUCAUCGUCCUGUGGCUGUUGAUGCGCUUCAGCAGCGUUUUGGUUAACGGCGACCAAUCGGCGUCUUCUUCCAUGACCUUUCCGUCGGAUGAUGCUAACAUGAUACCAGCUGCUCUCGAUGCUGCACCGCCAGGCAAUGCCACCGAUAUCACGCAGAGCGGCUCGAACGGGACUGCGCCGGUGUUAACCCGGAAGGGGAUGUCGUUCUAUGUCGUGUGCCGGUUAGGGCCAUGCAUGCAUCAGCAACUUCCUAGUGACCCUACUCCUAGUCCCAUCACCGUCAAGCCACCAAGCGCACCCGUAGACAGACCGAUAGCCGCACCUGUAGCUAAACCAUUUCCAGCACCCGCGGCCAAACCGAUACCUGCGCCCGUGGCGAAACCGCCGCACCGCGCGUUCCCGCACCGGAUGAAACAAGGGAAUCCAUAA